Molecule: messenger RNA, 3567 nt
Organism: Castor canadensis (American beaver)
Lineage: Eukaryota; Metazoa; Chordata; Mammalia; Rodentia; Castoridae
Gene: Mindy1
Product: MINDY lysine 48 deubiquitinase 1
Biological process (GO): protein K48-linked deubiquitination
Cellular component (GO): cytosol; cell periphery
Molecular function (GO): cysteine-type deubiquitinase activity; cysteine-type carboxypeptidase activity; K48-linked deubiquitinase activity
Source: RefSeq, a predicted model, not a curated record
CCCUGCCGCACGAACAGAGAAGGGACUGCCACCAGCGAGCUGCUGCUGUCCAGCCCUGCUCCUCCCUGCUCAGCAAGGGCGCUUGCUCUUCCCCAUUCUCACCAGAGAGGCACAAGCGCUCCGUCCCUUCCAGCCGCCAGCGGAGGGAAGAGAAAGGGUCUGUUGUUUUUCUCUCUUGUUUCUCUCCCUCUCUGCCGCUCAUCAAGCUGCUGACCAGGUCAGAAGGCCCUAAUGGAAAUCCUCCAGUACUGGACAGGCCCCGACUCCUCCAGGCAGCUUGUCCUUGACUAAUUUUCCUUUGUCCCGAUGGGAAAAGAGAGAGAGAAGGAAAGAAAGAAGAAAAAAGAAAAACCACAAACUUCCUUUGAAAACCAGUUUGUAGUCAGGGCCUGGAGCGCACGCCAGAGACUCAGCCGCUCAGGAAUCCUGAAGACUCUCGGAGCCACGGGGAGCACCUGGGCUGCGCCUCGACUUGCCCUCACCCUGCUGCGGUGCCCCUGGUCCUGGGCGUGAGUCCGGAAGUGGCCGCGACUUAGCCAGAAGGGCCACGCUUGUAAACCUGUGUCAACCUGUAUAUGUUCUGGCGCUGACAGCUGGAAGGCACUGGCGGCGCCCCCUCCGUGUCCCCACCUUCCCCUUCGAACUGCCAGAGCUAAGUCCUCCUUCUCAGUCCUGGAACUGCACCCACCUCUUUAAGGCUCUGGCAUCUCCUUCAAGGCUCACCCUCAGUGCCAUGUGAGAGGCGAGGAAGAAAGGAGAGGAAAACAGAGAAAGAAAAAAGUGAAAGCUGACUCCACCCAAUGUCUUCAAUACCACCAUCAUCAUCCCUCUCAAACCUGGAAGCUCCAGUCCUGCUAGUCCCAUCUGGUCACAGCAAGUUAGAGGUAGAAAGAGCUCAGGCUGAGUCCUGUUUACACAAGCUAAGAAAGGCGUGUUCUCCUCAUAGCCAGAACUGACUGUGCAGACACUCGCCAGCCUUCCAUAUCACAUGCAUUUCUAAGACUUUUCUGAGUCCCUUUGCUUCCCAGUUCAAUGAUUUUAUUGGACAAGUUUCUCUUUUGCAUAGUACGACUGGCCUAGGCAAAUCCCUGAGGUCAGAAACAUCGUCAUUGUCCCCAGUUGACUCCCUUCCCACCAUGGAACACCCUCAGUCUGAGCCUGCAGCCCCCAAUAAGGUCGGGAAUGCAGAAGCAGUCACCUCUGAAAAUCAUGAGGUGAUAUCAGGACCAGAGGAACAUCCUCAGGACAAGGAUGCCAGAGAUGCUGAUGGGGAAGCUGGAGGACAGGAGCCAGGAGACCAAGCUUUACUACCUGCCCAGGGAGGAGAUAAUCUUGAGACCCCUCCUCCUGAAGCUAGCCCAAGUCAACCUGGGCCAGCCUGUGGGAUGUCACCUGAGGUAGAGACAAUAAGAGCGUGCUCCAGGCCUCAGGAGCUUCCCCAGUCCCCCAGGAACCGAGAGUCUGAGGUAGACUUCUACUGUGUAAAGUGGAUCCCCUGGAAGGGAGAACGGACCCCCAUCAUCACCCAGAGCACCAAUGGCCCUUGCCCUCUCCUUGCCAUCAUGAACAUCCUCUUUCUUCAGUGGAAGGUGAAGCUGCCCCCCCAGAAGGAAGUGAUUACUUCAGAUGAGCUCAUGGCCCAUCUUGGAAACUGCCUCCUGUCCAUCAAGCCCCAGGAGAAGUCUGAGGGACUUCAGCUUAAUUUUCAGCAGAAUGUGGAUGAUGCGAUGACAGUGCUGCCUAAACUGGCCACAGGUCUGGAUGUCAAUGUGCGAUUCACAGGCGUCUCUGAUUUUGAGUAUACACCUGAAUGCAGCGUCUUUGACCUCCUAGGCAUACCUCUGUACCAUGGCUGGCUUGUUGAUCCACAGAGUCCUGAGGCUGCGAGUGCAGUUGGGAAACUGAGUUACAACCAGCUGGUAGAGAAGAUUAUCACCUGCAAACAUUCCAGUGACCCCAACCUUGUGACAGAAGGCCUGAUCGCAGAGCAGUUCCUGGAGACCACCGCAGCACAGCUGACCUACCAUGGCCUGUGUGAGCUUACGGCAGCUGCCAAGGAGGGUGAACUUAGUGUCUUUUUCCGAAACAACCACUUUAGCACUAUGACUAAGCACAAGAGUCACUUGUACUUACUGGUCACUGACCAGGGUUUUCUACAGGAGGAGCAGGUUGUGUGGGAGAGCCUGCACAAUGUGGAUGGAGAUAGCUGCUUUUGUGACUCUGACUUCCAUUUAAGUCAUUCCCUGGGCAAGGGCCCUGGAGCAGAAGGUGGGAGUGACUCUCCAGAGAAGCAGCUUCAGGUAGACCAGGACUAUCUGAUCGCCUUGUUCCUACAGCAGCAGCAGCCACAAGGCACGCUGGGCCUUAGUGACCUGGAAUUGGCCCAGCAACUUCAGCAAGAGGAGUAUCAACAGCGGCAAGCAGUCCAGCCUGUGCAAACACGGGCCCCAUCACCCCAGGGGAGAGGAACCACAUCUGGACGCCCAGCCGGGGAGCGGCGGCCGAGGUCAAAGCCAGAAUCAGAUUGUAUUCUUCUGUAGCUCUUCCCCAUGCCACGCAGACCUGCCCCUUCCUUCAGAGGCUAGGACUAGUUUGCUUGCUCCCUCACCUUAACCCCUGAAACAUGCAGGGUAACUUAUUUAUAGACUGUUGGGGGUCAGAACAGGCAGCAAAUGCCAUGGUCAGACUCCAUAAUGUCCUGCCCUCAAGUGCUGCUGCCUUCUCUUCCUCCUAUCCAGGGCAACACUGGGAAGGGUGGGGUGAAGAUUCAUGGUUCCUAACUUCCUUUCUCAGAAUAGUCACAUGAAUGUACAGACUCAUGCUCUAGGGAAAGACCCCUAUCUGGAAUGCAUCUCUCCCACUUCCUACCCCUGACUGCCUGGGUGCUCCUGGCUACCCAGCAGGCCUGCCCCCAUUUGUUUCAGGGUUUGAUUUGGAUUUCUAUCUCUAUUAUUUGUAAUGCCUUCCUCGAGAUUUGGAAAUAAAACUUCUUUCCUGAGAUCUGUUGUUUUUCUUACCCUGCAGCAGUGAGGUUAAAUAUUUGACCCAAUUGAGGAAUGCAAAAGAGGGGGAGGAGAGGUGAGGUAAGACGUUGCCUGUCAUUUCUAAUAAAGCCAGCAGGGGGAACCAAAGUUUGCCUUUUCUUCUCUUGUUUGUUUUUGGUUAGGUGUGCUAUGGGAACAGGAAGUAGUGCUCUGAGAGCGCAGGUUUCCAAAUUCCUGCUUUGGACAGAUGAAUUUGGGAGUUGUGAAUUUGGGAAAUUACCCCAAGACUUUCCAGGCUAGGGAGGGCAGUUGACCCUCAUUUUUCUUCUGUUUAUAUAGAUGGUCCUUUGCUACCUCUGCUGCCUGUUCCUCAAUUAUGUUGCUGGAAAUUUUCUGGAGAAGAAAGAAUAAUGAGGGUGAGGGGAGACACAGAGGGUGGGGUGUGUUGAUAAGACACCACUGGGGCAAAAACAGGAUUCCUGUUGAAUAGCCAAGGGUAUAUCAAAGGGUCCUCUAACUCCUAGACCUCUUCCUGGUCUUUGUCCUGCUCCACCCAAACUUCAAUCAGGGAACAUAAACCAGU